ACCCAAGUACAUUAACCAUCCAGAUACUACGUUAUAUUGAGAACACCCACACUUUUAUCUACUGAUAUACCUGUGCCCACCGUCAUACGUCAGGUUGCUAUCCUCGAUAGUCUGAAAACUCCCAUCCUUACUCUUCAUAAUCUGUCGCAAUCCACCAACUGUCAAUAAUACUAGGCGCUGCGCUAUACUCAAAUUCUACAGGUCGCAAGUAAUCACUGUCAUCAUGAAGCUUCUGCCAUUGGCCGUGGUAGUUGCCUCCGCCCUUCCUUCAGCCCUAUCCUGGGGCGCAGCUGGCCAUGAGAUGGUUGCAACCAUAGCACAAAUACAUCUUUUCCCAUCGACAAGGGCAAAGUUAUGCAGUAUUCUUCCCGAGGAAGCCAACUGUCACCUAGCACCGGUAGCUGCUUGGGCCGACAUUGUGCGGAACAGGUAUCGUGGAACAGCUCCUAUGCAUUAUAUCAAUGCAAGAAACGAUCAUCCCCAGGACCACUGCGAAUUUGGUCAGCAUGGAUGGCAGAACGAAGAUGUCAAUGUGAUUACAGCUAUCCAAAAUUUCACUAGGCUCAUAAUGGACGGGAAGGGCGGAAAAGACGUGGAUAUUCCAUUGCGAUUUUUGGUUCAUUUCAUUGGAGACUCUCACCAACCGUUACAUCUCGCAGGAAGGGAUAAGGGCGGAAACGGAGCCAAGUUCUUAUUUGAAGGAAGAGAAAGGAACUUGCAUUCUGUGUGGGAUUCAGGAAUCAUCACCAAGAACAUCCGCGAAUUGUCAAACUACACCUCUCCCUUACCAUCAAAACAUAUUGAAAGGUGUCUCCCAGGGGCAAUCUUCGACCCAUACGUUCGCUGGAUCGUAUGGGAGGGAAUCCGCCUUUGGUGGCGCGAUGAAGUCGAUUCAUGGAUUUCCUGUCCGGCCACAGGCGAUCCCUAUCCUCAUUCCUCUCAGAACUCUAUUCCGCCUUCUGCGUCAACUAUCAUCAAAGAUCAUUUCCGCUCAGCUGCAUCAUUUGCUCUAUCCCUUCUUCCCGGUCGACUUUCGGAACUGGCCGAGCUUUCUUUUGCGCUUCCUGUGAUUGAAACAGCAAAUUUCGAAGAUCAGACUUUAGCCCUCACUCCAAAGAUUCUUGCAGUCAAGGAAGUUAAUAUGACUUUUCCUUCUUGCCCCUAUCACUGGAUCAGUCCCAUUCAUCAACUCAACUGUGACAUCGUUUGGCCCAGUAAAUACACCGGCCAGCCAAACGAACCAUUGAUAGAACUCGACACUGAUGAGUAUCUGGGAGAAAUUGGAAGGCAAAAGAUUUUGGAGAAAAUGAUGGCUAUGGCGGGUCUGAGGCUAGCGAAGGUAUUAAACGAGGCUUUGGCGGAGGAGGGAGAUAGUGUUCAUGGUGUAUACUUCGGAUAUUCGUGAGGGAUGUGACGUUAUUCAUGUUGUGAAAGCGGUUCAGUAGACAUCACAUUUAAUGAAACUGAUUAUUAUCAGCCAAAUUUCUCCCGCUCUUCGAAUGACAAACUACUUCCCUUGAUAUUAUUGCUGUCGUAUCAGACAUGCCGUUUUUAUCAUCAUUGCCCUCCUCCUACGGCCAAUCGUGCUCGAACAUAAUCUGUCUAUGUCCGUGCCGUGGACGAGCGGUGAACGAUGAUAGUGGAGGUAGCAGAUCAUGAGUAGUAACCCUCAAUAAACGGAUAAUAGUAAACCUCUAUCAUCUGGGAUUGUUAGCAAUCUUAUUCCAGUAACAGUUACCCACGCUACAGUACCGUAUGUGUUAUAUAUUUCUGUCCAACGAACAAAGUAUCUCGGAAGCUGUCGUACGCAGUAGGAGAUGGUUCAGUACCACGGCAUGGCUUGGUGGGGCCGUCAUUUGGAUUACAACAAGUGCAAGACCACUGAUAAUACGUACUCUGGUAUUUAGAUAUAGUGGAUUAGACAAUUGGCUUCCAUAGAUUAGUAUUGUAGAAGGACAUCACGCAGAUGCCAAUUGACGUUGCCUCCACCAUUGCACCAAUAUGUAAACAU
Molecule: messenger RNA, 2011 nt
Organism: Cryptococcus deneoformans JEC21
Lineage: Eukaryota; Fungi; Basidiomycota; Tremellomycetes; Tremellales; Cryptococcaceae
Exons: 6
Coding region: 224-1405 (393 amino acids)
Biological process (GO): DNA catabolic process
Molecular function (GO): nucleic acid binding; endonuclease activity
Source: RefSeq, a predicted model, not a curated record